AUGCUGACCCCCUCCGCCGGCAUCCUGCCGUCGCCUCCCUCCCCCUCCGCUGCUAGAUGCCUGCCCGUCCCCAGAGCCGCCGCCUCCCCCUCCCCCUCCCCCUCCAAGCGCUCCACGCCGCUACCUACCACCAGCCUCCCGCCCGAGACCUCCCAACUCACCCGCCCCUUCACGCCCUACCCGGAAGCAGCGGAAGACCCCCUCGUCUCCAAGCUCCGCACCCUCGGCGUCAUCCACCCGCUCCCCGCGCCCCCCGUCAGCCGCUCCGUCGUCGCCCUCUUCUUCUUCGUCGGCGCCGCCUUCGACAAGCUCUGGACGCUGCGCAAGCGCCGCCGCGCCGAGCGCGAGCUCAAGAUCAACGGCUCAUGGCCGCAGGUCCCCACCUCCAGCUUCUCCCUCUUCCUCGAGGACAAGGACCUCCAGCGCAAGGAGUCCGUCGAGUGGGUCAACAUGGUCCUCGGCAAGCUAUGGAAGGUCUACCGCACAGGAAUCGAGAACUGGAUCGUCGGCCUGCUCCAGCCAGUCAUCGACAACCUCCACAAGCCCGAUUACGUCAACAGGGUCGAGAUCAGGCAGUUCUACCUCGGCGAGGAACCGCUCUCCGUCAGGAAUGUCGAGCGCCGGACCUCAAGGCGGGCCAACGACCUGCAGUACCAAAUAGGCAUUCGCUAUGCCGGUGGAGCACGCAUGGCUCUGGCGCUCUCCCUAAAGUUUACAAAAGUACCAGUCGUCGUGCCAGUUUGGGUUCGAGAUUUCGACAUUGAUGGGGAGUUGUGGGUUAAGCUAAGGCUCAUACCAACAGAACCAUGGGUGGGAGCUGUAUCUUGGGCUUUUGUAUCCCUUCCAAAGAUUAAGUUUGAGCUGUCACUGUUCCGCCUAUUCAAUCUUAUGGCUAUUCCUGUUCUGUCAAUCAAUUACUAUUGGCGCAUUUAUUCUCCUUGUAAUUGGUUUCUCACAAAACUUCUGACAGAAGAUUUGCCACGUCUCUUUGUGCGGCCCAAGAAGAUAGUCCUAGAUUUUCAGCAGGGAAGAGCUAUGGGACCUGUUUCAGGAAGUGUUGCAAGUGACAUAAUUCAAGAUGGAAACAAGGACUUUGUUGGAGAACUAUCAGUGACGCUAGUUGAUGCUAGAAAGCUUAGUUUCGUCCUAUUUGGCAAGACAGACCCUUAUGUUGUCAUGAUUCUUGGUGACCAAGUCAUAAAGAGCAAGAAGAACAGUCAAACAACUGUGAUUGGGCUACCAGGAGAACCAAUUUGGAAUCAAGAUUUUCAUCUGCUUGUAGGAAAUCCUCGCAAACAGAAGUUGACCAUUCAAGUGAAGGAUUCAAUUGGUCUAACUGACAUCACUAUUGGCACUGGGGAGGUUGAGUUGGGGUCACUUAAAGAUACAGUUCCGACUGACAAAAUUGUAACUUUAUAUGGCGGGUGGGGCUUGUUCGGGAAACGAACAGCUGGGGAAGUGCUACUUCGGCUGACAUACAAGGCAUACGUCGAGGACGAGGAAGAUGAGGCGGUGCGAAGCGAGUUUGCUGGCGGUUACGUCUCAGACGAGGAUGUGCUGGAUUAUGUCCAAGGUGACAUGAGUAAGGGCAGCGACUUUUUGGGUAAAGAAAGAGAAACAUUCAUGGAUCUGCUUGCUGCACUGCUUGUCAGUGAGGAAUUCCAAGGUAUAGUGUCUUCGGAAACGGGAAGCUCAAGAGAUCCUGAGCAGGCGGGCAGUGGAUCUGGAAGCACUAACAGCAUAGUCUCUCCUGCGGCAGCUGAUGCUGAGACUGUAUCUAAUAGCUCCACAGAUAAUACGGCUCUAGUGUGGCUCGCGGCCAUAACAAGUGUGAUGGUGCUCGUGUCCUCCAACUUUGGUGCUUCAGGCUACUUCAACCCUUGAAGCCAGCCAUCAUGAUUAAUGGUCGUUGGAGCAGCUUAGAUUAGCUUAGCAAAGCAAUCCAUCCAUCCGGCUUCAAUUUUCUAACACUACUGCUCUGCUUGGUUGUAAUUUAGCGUUCCAUUAUGAGCUGAGUUGAGCUGAGUGGUUGUACAUGGCCAUGAGAAAUCAUGUUUCUUCUCUCUCUUUUCCCCCACAUCCUUCCGGCAAGUGUAUAUUCAUCCCAUAUAGCAGAGGAAUGCAAUGGACCGGACCCAAUGGGUUGUUGGCGGCUCCC
This is a messenger RNA of Panicum virgatum (switchgrass), 2158 nucleotides long. RefSeq names its product synaptotagmin-2-like. NCBI's taxonomy places the organism in Eukaryota, Viridiplantae, Streptophyta, Magnoliopsida, Poales, Poaceae. Gene Ontology annotation, molecular function: lipid binding. The transcript is spliced from 9 exons. The coding region runs from base 1 to 1884 and encodes 627 amino acids. The record is from RefSeq and is a predicted model, not a curated record.